AUGCGUGCUGCUUCUCCUCCCGCCACCGGAGCGGUCUGGACCCAAAUCCCGCGUUCCCAUAAGAAGAAGGCCCAAGUGAAUUCACAGAAUCCAAUCAAAACCCCACCGUGCCCGAAUAAGAAAUCAGCGAUCGCCAAUAUCUCCAUCUUGGUCGUCGUACUUUUUGCUUGUGGAUUUCUGCUGUUCCCAUGUCUCAAAUUCUUCUCCAACGGAUUCUCUGAUUUCUGGAAAAAGACGGUGGUUACAGUAGACGAUGAAUUGGGUAUUGCUAAUGGUUUUUAUUGGGUUAGUGGAUUUGGAUUUACGAUAGCUUGUUCUAUCUUACUUUGGAUUUUUAACUGUUGUGUUGGUAAAAAAUGUGAUAAUCCAAACUGUCGGGGCCUAAGGAAUGCUACAGAGUUUGACAUCAAGAUAGAGACAGAGGAUUGCUUGAAAAAUUUGCGUAAUUCUCCCGGUGGAGAUGGUGGGGAUAAGGGUUUCUUUGAGCUGGGUGAAGAUUACAAUAGAGAACUUGCAGCUGAAUUGAAAAAGAUGGCACCUUUGAAUGGAAGGGCUGUGCUUAUAUUCCGGGCAAAGUGUGGGUGUUCUGCUGGAAGAUUGGUAGUUUGGGGGCAAAAGAAGACACGCAAGGCAAAAAUGAAGAACCUACUGGGAGAAGGUGAUUUGUGA
Molecule: messenger RNA, 669 nt
Organism: Dendrobium catenatum
Lineage: Eukaryota; Viridiplantae; Streptophyta; Magnoliopsida; Asparagales; Orchidaceae
Exons: 1
Coding region: 1-669 (222 amino acids)
Source: RefSeq, a predicted model, not a curated record